Molecule: messenger RNA, 1471 nt
Organism: Cephus cinctus (wheat stem sawfly)
Lineage: Eukaryota; Metazoa; Arthropoda; Insecta; Hymenoptera; Cephidae
Exons: 2
Coding region: 276-938 (220 amino acids)
Biological process (GO): DNA integration
Molecular function (GO): nucleic acid binding
Source: RefSeq, a predicted model, not a curated record
CCUUCCAUUUAGAACUUCGGGCCUUACGUGAUGAUCACGAUCUUCCUCGACGGAGUCCACUAACCUCAUUGCAGCCGUUUCUUGACGACCAUGAGAUAAUUAGAGUCGGUGGUCGACUGAAGCAUUCGUCGAUAUCAUUCGAGCGAAAACAUCCAAUAGUGUUAUCUGCUGGGGACCACCUCGUCAACCUAAUAAUUUAUGAGGCACAUUGCAAUACGCUUCAGGGUGGAUCCACUUUAAUGCUGGCCACUUUACGGACAACAACGGAGUAGCAAAUGGGCGAUUUACCAGCACCUAGAGUCAACGUAUCCAGACCAUUUUCUCAUGUAGGUGUGGAUUUUUGUGGCCCUUUUUUAGUCAAACGGAUGAAACAAGGUCAACACUGCCAGAAAGUAUGGGUUGCCAUAUUUAUUUGUUUGGCCGUGAAAGCCAUCCAUUUAGAGUACGCUGGUGACUUGUCGACCCCGACCUUCUUGGCCGCCCUUAGACGCUUCUUUGCGAGAAGGGGAGUUUGUACAUACAUUUAUAGCGACAAAGGAACUAACUUCGUUGGAGCUGAGAAGAUUUUGUCUAAGCUCCUAGAUCAACCUGCCAUUCAUCAGGAGUUCACCCGUCAAAGAAUAACGUGGCACUUCAUGCCUCCAGCCGCACCACACUUUGGCGGAUUAUGGGAGGCUGGCGUGAAAUCUUUUAAGAGGCAUUUUUACCGCGUCGUGGGACAAGCUAAACUAACAAUAGAGGAAUUCAUCACCAUCUGCGCUCAAAUUGAAGUGUGUCUCAAUUCAAGACCGUUAUGUCCGUUGUCGGACUCUCCAGAAGAUGCAACAGCGUUGACUCCGGGGCAUUUUUUAAUCGGAGAUGCGUUACUGAGUCCACCAACUCCAUCGAUGAAGGAUCUACACCUAAAACCUACAACUCGUUGGCAAUACCAACAGUAGCUCACUCAGCAUUGGUGGAAGCGAUGGUCAUCCGAAUACCUCACUAGACUGCAGCAAAGGCUUAAGUGGCUACAUGAAAAACCGAACCUUCAAGAAGGUGACUUAGUGCUAGUAAAGGAGGACAAUCUGCCCCCCGCACGAUGGAAUAUGGGUAGAAUCAUCUCAACUUAUCCAGGCAACGAUGGAUUAGUGAGGGUAGUCACCAUCCGAAUGGGAAACAGCCGUUUACUACGACCAAUAACCAAGAUCUGCAGACUUCCGAUAGACGCGCCACCCAUUUGAACUGGUUGCACUCAGGGAGCUGCAACGGAGGCCGGGAUGUUCGUAAUUCCCUAGUCCGCCAAGGAAGAAGAUCCCCGACGUGAAUAUCCCUAGUCGACCAUACAUCCUAGGGAUUUUCUAAUAUCACUAGUCUGGGGUUUGGGCACGUUUUGAAACAAUCGUAUCGUAACCGUUUUGGAAUAGUAGAAGUCGUACAAAUUUUGUCAUAAACAUUUUUGAAAUAAAACAUCGCAAUUCAUUGAUAAACUAAA